CCCCCUCGACUUUUGGAGUGACUGCAGUGUCGGUGUUGAUGUUAUGGCUAACAGAAACCCAAGCCUGCCUCUCCCUUUCAUGCGUCACACCCAGCAUCUGGAUUGUGCUGGUCCGAGAAGCUAGCCUGGUCGUUGCUAAGCAGCAAUGGAGUGGCUGGGCAACUCCGACCCCAGUUAUUAUGAAGAAGGUGACAGUAAGGACCGAUCCGGUCGUCGAAUCGGAGUCCACGCCCACCAUCAGACUGUGACUGCUGACCUUUGUGACAAUGCAAUGGCAUCACUAUGCAAGAGCCAGCAGCGUUGUGUAAAGGCCUCUGUCGUCUCCAGCUGGACUCUCGUUGAAGCUCAGGAAAAGCUUUGUUCUUUAGGGGUUCACAGCUCUGAGUCUCGAGAGCAGGAACAUGCUAGGACUCACACCUGCCCCACUCAUCUGUCAAGUACAGUCGAGGAGUGGCGUCACAAGGAGAGCUUGCUGGGAUGCCAGGGACCCAGCCGCAGCCCUGAGUUAGGAACAGUUCGAAGCUGGAGUGUCUUCGAUAAGAGUAUUAUCAAUGCUUCAAAUAGUUCAACAGAUAUGGAGCAGGAUGAGUGUAAAUCUUUUAUCCAAAAGUAUGAAAAAGAUGUAAGACAUUUUGGUAUGCUGCGACGGUGGGACGACAGUCAACGAUUCCUGUCGGAACUGCCCCAGCUCAUCAGUGAGGAAUCUGCAAACUAUUUGAUUUUAUGGUGCAUCCAACUGCAGCAGGAAGGGAAAGAAGCUUUGAUGGAGCAGGUGGCACAUCAGGCUGUAGUCAUGCAGUUUAUCCUGGAGACGGCGUCAAACUCACAGCAGGAUCCCAGAGGCUGCUUCAGACAGUUUUUCUACAAAGCUAAAGAAGGACAAGAUGCCUACUUGGAUGUCUUCCACACGGAGCUUGAGGCCUUUAAAUAUAGACUCAGAGAGCAUGUUUUGAAAUCUAAAGACGAUGCGUCUCACAAUGGAGACUUUAAAGAUAGUUUCACCAAUUUCAGGGUCGACAAAGGAGAAGCCAAGGACCGUCCUGUAAGUACACUUCUGACUGAAAGGAAACAAAACAAACGGGGCAGACAGAGCAGAACAGACAGUAGACGUUUAAUAUCAGCAGUAAGCCGUUUCAACCGCUGGAGAGUGCCAUUGAGUAAGAUAUUUUUGUCUCACUGCAGCUGUGAUGAAUUGAUAAUUUCUGCUUUAACGUGACUAUGUGGCAUAUUCACGCGAAAGGCCUUGAUGGCCUUUACCCUAAGUAAUGACUGUUACAUGCUUGAGUUCUGGAAGGAGGUCAAGAGAACUUAUUCUGAUGUGGAACUGCCAAUACAAAGCAAGUAUCUUUUGCCUGUCCGGUGUUUGUUUUCUUUUGUUUUUUGCAUACUGCCCACCUACUUACCUACAACAAUGUGCACAUCAAAUGUAUCUAUAGUUACAUUGUAUUGUGCCAUAAUACAUAAGCAGAUUAGGCCCGCAGGAAUCCACAGUAUUGCCAAUAACAAGAACAGCAGGAUGGCACUGAUGCAAUGUAGUUCUUGCUGUACAAGUACCAUUCAGUAAUAGGGCUGCACAAUCAGUUUUGAGCAUCGUCGUUUGUGCACAUUUGCGAUAGUGACAUCUCAGGCCAGUGCAAUAUCUUCCUGCUUUUUUCUGACUUUUCCACUUUCAUUUCACUUCAAUUCAUUCAAUCACUGAUACAUUUGUUUUCCCGAGAGGUUUGUCAUUGCGAGCCACUGAGCCAUCACUUCUCAGACAGGUUUGUGUUCAUAUCGCAAUAUAUGUAUCCUUAUGAAUAAUAAAUCACAAAGUCCAGUUUUUUUUCAAUAUCGUGCAGCCCUAUUCAGUAAUAUAUGGUACUUGUUUAUUUGACUUGGUAGAGAAGUGAGGAAUGUACAAGAACCUAAAUUUUAAAGACGAGUUCCAAUGAUGUGUUCCCUUUAAGAAACUGUAAAAGGAAGUGAAUGGGGCCUCUCCCCCUUCUGGUGGCCCCAUGGCCGGAGUGGAUGCCAGAGAACAGCUUGGAGGAGAAAACCCUCUUUAAAAUCCCUGGAGUGUAGCUGCAUGUGGAAUUGGUAUCUUAAUUGAUUUGAAUCGUUUUCUUUGAUAACACAUUUAUACUUGGCUUAACAUUAUUAGGAUGCAGACAGACCAUCCACAUGAACAUAAGGCUUGAAUAGCUGCUCUGGUUACCCUAUUCAAACUUUGGUUGCUUGUUGACCCGGUUUACCAAGCUUUUUCACAAAUAUUGUAUUAACAUUUAAACCCUGUACCAGGCAGCAAUAGGUUAAUCCCGCAAUUGAUGGUCUCAGUUGUCUUUUAGUUUUAAUUCCAGUACUCCACUAACACUAUGCUUAUUUACUCCUUCCACCAGGUGGCAGAGUUUUCUACGAAGCCCUGUGUAGAUGCAGGAAUUUGGACAAACGCAGUGAGGUGGACUAAAGAUGAAAGUACAGAUUCAGAAGACGGUCGCAUGAUGGAGACCUCAUAGGGACGUUGGAGUACAGAGUUGCUUAUUCAUACACUUGGAUCUCCCUCGCUGUGUUGGGUGGACCUUUCCCAGAGUAACAGAGAGAAAGGGUCACAAAAACCAUUCGAAUUGUCAUGACAAAAUAUAAUUUCUCUGUUGUCAUAAAUCUGUCGUCACCGCUAUAACACAUCAACCAAAUCUAUAAAACAAAAGUUUGCUAAUCCUUUGGAGAGUAAUCAUGUACUCAUCAAGAUGUUUUAGUAGGUCGAGUUGAACUCGAUCUUCUCUUUCUCAGUGGAGUUUUGAAAAUGUUGAUGAUGUUGAAAUGGUUCUGAUGACAGAUAAUCUGUGCCUUGUUCUAUUCUGGACCUGAUAUGAGAGUGGGUAUUUCAUAAAUGUUAUCAAUAUGAUUUCUGCCGUUGUCUGCUGUUGUUUGGGCUAACCAAGGUCAGAUGAGUAUUACAUAUAUUCUGGGCUAUUUUUAUCAGCAGUGAUCCCAGAAGUGGUGUUAGAAUGUGAUGCAAUGUGAAAUCACCGUGAUCUGGGGCCUGUAUAAGCCUGUGUUCAUUUUGGAAAACUCGAAAAACACUGAGAAGCUGCCAAGGAACUCAUUUCUUAAGACAAAAACUCAGCGUACAAUCAAAACCGGGCUUGCAACAGAAAAAGUCCACUGGUGACAUUUCAUGUUCUUCUGUUUCGUCUUUUUUUUUUUUUUUUUUUUUUUUUUUAAAAUGUGUGUAUAUGCGUCCAUGGCCGUUUCACAGCUUUUGUUGUGCUUCCACCCAUGGCAUCAAUCCUGAAUGAACAUUAAAAAUGUCUGUUGGAGAGUGAGCUGCUGUGUGACACAAUCAGUUACUGCAUGUUUCCAUCAUCUCUUGGCGUAAACGGUUGUUUUUCAAAGUGCUGAAACAGCAUCACAAAUACUUGAUUGAGUUUUUGCCUUGUUUCCAUGAAUAUUUUGGAACCUCCUGGCACAAGUGCAGUACAGCAGAAGGGAGAAAAGUAGUCAAAUCCCAUGGGGAGUUGGCAACAGCUCAUAAUAGUCCUGUUGUCAAGAUUUCCUAAUCAUCAAGUGUUUGUGAAAUAUGAGAGUCUGUUCACUGAACUAAGUGUAGCACAGGUAAACAUGUUGAGUAAACAUGCUGAGAAGUGGUGAGAAAGCUGACCACUUUGUGUUGUCUUAUUUAGUUAAAUGUGCUGGCACAUGUAUUGCAGUGUUGACGGUAGCCAGUUUAAGAAAUGGGCUCUUGACCUUGAUGAUGCUGUGCUGCCUAUGCUAUGAGCUAAUGAACAAGUGACGAUAUGUAAGCACCUUCAUCAAUAUUAACAGACAAGAUAAACACCAAAAAUGAUCAGUGUAAAUCAAGGUUUAUUUUCAUCAAUAAAUACACAACAGCUGAACAAUGAUUAAGGUUGUGUAAAAGAUUCAUUUUGAAAUAGGCUGGUGUGUCUCAGGCACUUAAACGCUUCUCUCUGAUAUCCCUUUAUGCACAAAAUUUGAAUGAGCGGCAUUGUAACUCGUACGAAUAAAAAAUGAAACAUCAGUGGUCAGCCUGUUAUUUAUCCCUACUCUAUGUUUAGUAUUUACAUUCAGUGUCGGGGGUCAAAUGUGAAAGGCACUGGAGUGCAAAAGUUAAAAGUGGAGAUUUCCCCUCAACGCAAACUCCACUGGUUAAAUAAUGGAAUGGCAUCAAUUUUAUCUGUCAGUAUGAAGUAUCCCUGUUACUCACAAA
Molecule: messenger RNA, 4204 nt
Organism: Synchiropus splendidus (mandarinfish)
Lineage: Eukaryota; Metazoa; Chordata; Actinopteri; Syngnathiformes; Callionymidae
Gene: cdc37l1
Product: cell division cycle 37-like 1
Exons: 7
Coding region: 146-1216 (356 amino acids)
Biological process (GO): protein folding; protein stabilization
Cellular component (GO): cytoplasm
Molecular function (GO): protein-folding chaperone binding; heat shock protein binding
Source: RefSeq, a predicted model, not a curated record